Priceomyces carsonii is the source of this 465-nucleotide messenger RNA. RefSeq lists its product as uncharacterized. Gene Ontology annotation, molecular function: phosphatidylinositol-3-phosphate binding. The transcript has a single exon. The coding region runs from base 1 to 465 and encodes 154 amino acids. The record is from RefSeq and is a predicted model, not a curated record. Lineage: Eukaryota; Fungi; Ascomycota; Pichiomycetes; Serinales; Debaryomycetaceae.
AUGAAUCAAAUGUCGAAGGAAAAUCAAACCGGGACUUCUACACAUUUGAAGCCAGUGUUUCCAAUACCUAUUCAAUUGAACGAAGAUGGACUGGGUGAACCCUACAAUUUUUCGCAUAUCAGCAAUGUUUUGGUUGGGGAUUACCACUUAAUUCAAGGAGAGGGUGGAAAACCAUACAUUGUUUGGACUAUAAAAAUAGCUUUAGAUGAUUCUAACUAUUCUUCAAUAAUAAUAUAUAAGAGAUACAGUGAUUUGGAAUGUUUUAGAGAAGAAAUAGGAAGAACUGCAGGUUUUGACAACUUACCAAAAUUACCACCAAAAGAUAGUUUCAGCUUAGACCGUUUACUUAUGACUAAUAGGUGGCUAGAAGAAAGAUUGAAGGGCAUACAGUGGUUUUUGAGCAACGUGCUUCUCAAUCCAAGAUAUCAGCGAUUAGAGGUUGUACGAGAUUUCAUAUUAAGCUAG